GCACGUAUUGCCUCGCAGUCGUUACAGAAAAGCGUUAUAGAGACGUCAAGAUCGGAGAUUGCAAUUUGACCGCUUUGAUGGACAUCGGUAGAGAGUUGACUUUAAUGCGAGUGGAUAAGUACGUUAAAAUUGGAGUACUCAAAUUUGAUGAAAUCGGAUUAAAAGGUGGCCAAAGAACGGAAUAAUAAGUCAGUCUCAAUUUGACUUUGCAAGCUCGAUCGUAGUCGAAAAAGGAAAUGUACGGCAGUUGUGGUUCCCACGAAUCCUUCUUGUCUUGAUGACACCAUCGUCAUAAACAAAAAUUUAUUAGAUGAAUCGGUUGUUCGGGAUUUUGAAUGGUCUUCCGCUAAGAUACGGACAGCACGUCUGUCUUUUUUUGGAAGUUGGAAAUUCCUACCUCACAUGUUGUAAAAUUUACAGUGCCUCAAGAGGGUGCCUGCCACCCGGAGUGCUCGACGGGUCCCCUCUAAAGUUAAACAUAAACACCAGAUGAGAUACACCGACGACUGUAGGAUAGUUACCAGAUUGAAUAGGAAUAGAUUCCCUCCUCAAGGGAAAUAUGAACAGAAAAACACCAUCUGGACGGAGAGCUAGAAUAUAAAAACCAGGCGCUUCAAGAGACGAGCCUUCAGUCUUCAUCACACACUCAGUACGUCGAAAAGAUGCGACGGUGAAACGUCGAGAGGUUCCUUAGUAUCUUUGAGCGGAAAUUCAGAAGAGGAAUGGACGUCCUCGACUAUACCCAUAUCGCGGUCGAAUGUGGAACCGGAAAAUCCCGAGGUUGUCCAUUCUAGAAGCAAAAUGAAGAUAUCCGAGAACCAUGGCGUCUCCGUAGAAAGGAAAGAAGCUGUUCGACCCUUCUACGUGAUUUCGCAGAUGGCCGUAAAUGGAGUGGCAGCCAAAUCCAAGCAGUUUCGAAUCGGUGACGAGAUCGCUGAGAUUUGUGAACGUAUACUGCUUGGUAUGUCGAUCGCUGAAGAGUGUUCGGGAACCAUAGAAUUGCAGAUAGCCAAAGAACCGACUUUAGCUUUUGGUGAUGAGUUAGGUGACACGUCGAGCGAUGUUCUUGUACGCACUCGAAACGAUUUUGAGAUGACGAUGCUGAAACAAAGGAACAUGACUGAUGUUCGUGAUUCCACAAAUGGCGUGCAACACGAAACUCCUUUUCAAUGUAAGAUAAUGGGUACCCUGAUGAAGAAUGGCAAAAACUUAUUCGGGAGUUUUAAGGAGCGACUGAAAAGCGAAAAUGAAGCAACUAUUAGAAAAUUUCUAUGAAAGAAAAUAGAUAAUGUCACUAUAGUUGUUCGACCGUGAUCGCGAGAAGUCGAGUUCGCGGUAUAACGCGUCAAAGAGAAUCGUAAAUCCACGUCUCGAUACCAUAAUCGACGCACUCUCUUUACAUCCAACAACUUUUAAAAACUGAAAAGUGCGUUUUGAUCGAAGAGUUGUUAACAAGUGAAGUCCGAAGACGGUGAUGUCGAGGAGGAAAGCUAUUGAUGGGUGUGCCUCUGGAGCACGAGACAAGCAGAUUUGUUUAUUGCAAUCUUCGUUAAGCAAGCGAGUACAGCGGUCAUUGCUGCUAAUUGCAUGAGAAAAGAACUAGUGGAUAAUAAUGGGACGGAACACUUAUCCCGUGUUUUACCGUGACGAGCAAUAAGAAGCGUAAGUAAAAAUCUAAAUCU
Bombus pyrosoma is the source of this 1682-nucleotide messenger RNA. RefSeq lists its product as uncharacterized. The record is from RefSeq and is a predicted model, not a curated record. NCBI's taxonomy places the organism in Eukaryota, Metazoa, Arthropoda, Insecta, Hymenoptera, Apidae. Gene Ontology annotation, molecular function: protein binding.